This is a messenger RNA of Porites lobata, 10650 nucleotides long. The record is from the annotation of a GenBank genome assembly. NCBI's taxonomy places the organism in Eukaryota, Metazoa, Cnidaria, Anthozoa, Scleractinia, Poritidae.
GAUUGGUCGCCAUCUUGGAAUUUUAGCUACUCGUUCCCUUGUCGAAAAUGUUUUAAUUUUUGCCGUCUUUCGUCUUUCCACUGUCUUUUUUCGUCGCCAGCAUGGAAUCUGGGGAAGAUGAUAUUUGCGAGGAAUAUAAAGAAUCACUGGAAGACUUAACAUUCAAUUCUAAACCCCUCAUAAAUGUGCUUACAAUGUUGGCGGAAGAGAACAGUCAGCAUGCAUCGAGUAUAACAAAGCUGAUCGCUAGUCGCAUUCGUCAGGUUUGUGUUGAUAUUUGUUUACUCAUUAGAAUCAUGUUAACUGUUUUUCUCUGUAGGAAUGUGUUCAUAAUAGUGGUGUAAAGUAAUGGGUACGGUAGCGAUUCAAACAUUCCUAAAAUGAUAGACAGCGUCACUUAAAAAAAACCUAUUUUAGUGGCUAUUCGUACGGAGAUCGUACAUCGACUUGUAUUUGCUAUUCACACGGGAUUCUUACUAAACUGAUUAAGGUUAAGCACUGACUCGAAACAGUUAGCUUCUAUUUAGGGUUACGGUUGUUGUUAUGUGAAUUAAAAUCAAACUCCACCUAGCAGCGAGUACUCCGUGGUAGAGUGGUUAGGCUACGGACUAUGGAUUUUAUGCCUCGGGAUCGGUUCUCAAUGUUGCCUCAUUGAAUUUUUUUCCUUUUAAAAUUUGGCACUGAACUUUUUUCCUUACAAAUUGAAAAGUGGUGAAGAGACUUACACUUUCAUGGAAAUUUGUUGACCAGAAAUUUCAUCACAGGAAAAAAUAACGGAUUCCCAUUUUUGGAUAUUUUUGGGUAUUUAAAGAAUACCCAUAAAAAUCCCAAAUUUGGCAAAGUGAGACAAGUCCCAACCAGGAAAUUCCCAACCAAGUUCCCAGAUUGGGACUUGUCUCACUCUUCCAAAUUUGGGAUUUUUGUGGGUAUUCUUUAAAUACCCUAAAAUAUCCAAAAAUGGGAAUCCGUUAUUUUUUCCUGUGUAAAUUUUCAAGAAGAGACUUAAUCCUGUAUGAAUGGCAAAUACAGGGUGGUGUAUGGGUCCCGUACGAAUAGCCAUUGGGAAAAAAAUUAAUAAGCCUUAAGCUUAAGCUUAUGGUAGCCAUUAAAGCUUAAUGAAAAAUUUUGCCCUAUAACGUCGCAAUUUUGAAAGCAAAUUGAAAAAUAAAACUAACUGUGAGGAAACAAUGCAAGAAGGUUCAAAUGGAGUAAAAGUAUGAGUGGUAUAUACAGCGGUAGUUAUUCACUGUGGCCCUCUGUGGCUUGUGAGUACUCCUUCUUGUUCAGACAAUAAUAGCUUUAAUAUACCAGCUGGGUAUAGCUCACCUUUUCUGUAAAUUUGAUCUUGUUAAUACAGUUGCUUGCGUACUCUGCAGCCUUUUAGCUGUCAGCUUGUGCUUUUUUCAUCUUUAGUGUUCACACAUGUCAAUUUGCUAUUAUAUUUUGACAGGUCCAACAGCAGUAUAAACUGCCAUCACUUUACUUGCUUGAUUCAAUUGUCAAGAAUGUUGGUGGUGACUACCUUCACCUUGUCGCUCAGAUCAUGGAGGAGACAUUCACUUGUGUAUUUGAAAAGGUUUGUAUUACAGUCAAACCCUGCUCUACAGACACCCACUUAACACGGACGCCUUAUUAUUGUGGACAGGCUGCUUUGUCCCCGUCAAAAAUCCCGCUUAUAAAUAUUGACCCUGCUUUUUUUGUGUGUUGUUCGUUAUGCUACAAGCAUAUUGUUAAGAAUAAGCAAUUGUUCAAAGUAGAAAACAGAAAAAGAAAUACAUUAGCCUUUUGCGGAAAUUGACAAUAUCUGAAUAAGAUUUUCCCUCAUUCACAAUUAUACUUAAUUUAAAUGCGCUGGGUUAUUUAGGCACAUCUUUAGUAACCAAACCUUGGAAAUUACUACCUGUUGGUUAACAGUUUACUUUUAAUAUUUCAAGCCCUGCUUCUGAAUUCAAACCUUUUAAAAUGAUAUGAGCAUCAGUAGUGUGAGGUUCAAUGAUGUAUUGUUUUGAUUUGAUUGUAAAGGCUGAUGAAAAGACUCGACGUGAUCUGUACAAGUUACGACACACUUGGUCACCAUACUUUCCUGCUAAAAUGUUGCAUGACUUAGAUGUUUCUGUUAGCAAGCAUGAUCCUGGCUGGCCUAUUUCUGCAGCACCUCCUCCAAGCCCUUCUAUACACAUAAACCCUAAAUUUCUGAAAAAGGUGAGAGCAUCAAAUUAUUUUCACUCCAAAUGGUCAUAUUUCCCAGAAUGUUAUCUGGCCACAUACGAUUUGUCUCAUUUGUUGAUUCUUGAUUCCAUUUAUUGUUUUUCCAACAACAUAAUUAUAGUAUGUACGAGUAUCUUCACAUCUUGUAGAUCAGGUCUUUACCUUAGACGAAUGGUAUCAUGACUGUAUGAAUAAUAAUGAUAAUAAUCAUUUUCAGAAUGUUUUAUGCAUUGUUAUACAGUAUAGCAGUGAACAAAAUAUUAUUUUACAGUAUAACAUUGUCACUUGUUGUGAAUUGUGUAGGCAGAGAAUGCUGGUGGGGUUGCCUCGUUGACUGCCGAAAUCUCAACACCAGAGGAACACCAUGUUGUCGAGGGUCAUCAACAACGUUUGCUAGAACUAGAGAGAUUACAACAAGAGCAGUUGAAGUUGACUGAACUUGAAAUUCAAGAACACCAAAUGAAAAGAGAUCUUUUGCUUAAGAAACAGCAACAAGAGAGGCAAUUGCUUAUGCAGCAACAACAACAGGAUAUUCUUCACCUAAGGCUCAACACAGAGGAACCUGAGUCCUUACUCUCCAAUGGGGUACCUGUGCUCUGUUUUUUUUUUUGUCAUUUUAUUUAGAUUGACAUGAUUUUAUUGAAUUCUUAACUUUUAUAUAAACAUCUUUUUAACAAUCUUUUCUAUAGUUUUUCUUUCUCCAUUGUUAGUACAGGUGUAAUUAAAAGGAAUAGAAUGAAUCUGUCUUCCUCUGAGUUACAUGUAUAUGAAUCACUUUUAGGCUAAAUAUUUUCAAGUUGUUUUUGUAAAGUAAAAUGCUGUUGUACAAAUCUAACCAGAUUAUUUUGCUGAUUUUGAACAGCCACCCAGCAGCACAGUUGGAACAGUGUUGACCAAAGGAGAAUUGGCUGAGAGUAAUCCAAUAGAUCCUCUUAGAGAUCCGCGUCUCCGUGACCGUCGGAGUGAGCAAGAGACAACAACACAACCUGUUAAAGAAAGGUUUUUGGUUGAAAAUCCAGAACUUUUACCUGUACCUGUUGACCAUAGUCAUCAGUCUGAGAGGACUUCAAGUAGACUUGAGGGAUACUCGAGUCAUCUCUCACAGGCAGACUCUGAAAUGAGUCAGUUCCAGGAAACCAGGAAUCUUCAGCACAUGGCUUUUGACAAACCUCCUGUUGGAAACAUGAAUAGAGUUCAACCAGUAGCUCAACUUGAGAGGGAGGUUACAGGAAGUCCAAAAUAUGGUGAUCUUCACUCAGAACCCAGACCCAAACACAGCCAUAGAAGGCGGAAUUCAGGAGACUGGUCAACUCAUGCUUCAGGUCAUGAGAACACUUCUGAGGAGCCAAAGAUUUUGAGUGGUAGAGGAAAAUCACGCAAAGCAAGAAGAAGAUCUGCUGAAAGAAAGGAAAAGGAAAGAGGAAAGACUGGGAGAGGAAGAGGCCAAGAUAGAAACAGGGACCCUGGUAAUGAUGGAUUUCAAAAUUUAGAAUUCCAAAAUGAGCCUAGGUUUGCAAGGAGAGGAGAAAGAAAUGAUAGACCAGUUGAUGACUGGAACAGUGACAUCGAUAGAAGAAUGGAUGACUUUGUGCCACGUAAUGAUCGUCCUCCACCCCGCGGUAAAUGGAAAAAAGAUCAUAUAGUGUAUGUCAGAGGAAAAGACCAUGAUGAAAUAUUAAAUAGUGGAGGUCCAGGCAUUUCUGAACAGAGAUUAAUGGGUGUAGGAUCUGAAAGAGAUAGGAUUGAAAAUAUCAAACCUCAGAUAAGAGAAACAGAGAUGAAUGAAGAUCAUUUUCAUCCCAGGGAACAUGUUCGCCCUGUUUUCCAUGAUGAGCCUUGGGACCAGACCACUGGUGAACCACUCCCAAAGAAACCAAGACCUCUGCUUUCAGAUGUAGAAAUAAAUGAGCUUCGAAAUAGGAAAGGGGCUUCUCCUAGUACUGGAAGGAUGACCCCUCCACCCAUCUUACAUGAAGGUUUCCAUGACCUGCCUUAUGAUAGAGGAGGUCAGCCAUUUCCUCAUAAUGUUGAUGGUCAUUUUCAUCCUAACUUUGUUCCUCCACCACCUGAAGAUCAUCGUAGCGAGCGGACUCCUGCAUUUGAAAUUCCUCGUGAACUAAUGCUGGAUCACCAAAAUGAAAUCAUGAUACAGGUACAGUUCAAGAGAUUUUUUUACAUAAGGUUAUUUUGUGCUUGGUUUUGUUCUGUUUUGAUGUGUUGUACAGAUGUAAUUCAUUAAUUAAUUUUGUUUGUUCUGAAGGAACUGAGGCACAAAUUAUGUAAAACAAAGCAAACAAUACAACCAAACUACAUUGUUGCAAGGGGAGCUUAUUUUUGGGUUCCUUUGUUUCUUUUGUUGUGACAGUUUCUGCUGAAAGACCCACAUAAACACGUUAGAUCAUAGGUGUAGCCCUGGUAUUGCAGAGGCCAAGCGUUCUAAUGCUGCCUAAGCCAAAUGUUUUCAGGUUUUUCUUUCGUAGCUGCAAAAGUUGAAUCUAUUUUAUUCGCAGCAAUAAUCAUCUGCACUUUCAUGUCAGUGGUCAUGACUCAAAAGAAAACCAAAACUAACUCUUUGAGUUUAAAUAGGAUAUUGGAUCUUCCUUGUCCAUUUAUUUGUUUCUGCCAAAGUAAUAUUCUGUGUUUUAUCUAGGUCUCCUACUGACACAAUCUUACUUCUUACAAAUAAUCUUAAACAGUAUAAAGGCAUAAAGGGCUUAAUUUUUCUUCUGCGAGAGAAAUGCCAUGCGACGCAGAUAUUAAGUGAAAAGUUCCAUUGCUAAUGUUUUACAUUCAUUAUUGUAAAAUGCCCCAGGGCUCUGCCAGAGGGAGAGUGUUUGAAUAAUUAUUAUUUACUUUCAGGCUGAUAGACGUCUACAAGCAGGUGAUAUAACAAUUGACCAGCAUCAUGAGUUAGUGGAUAAACUUCAUCAGUUAUUUGAGCUUCAGCGACAUGCUGAACAGAUGAGAUUUCCUCCAGACAUGCCUCGCCCACAGUUUGAGCAUCAACCCAGACCCAUGGUGUCACAUGGACCAGGUAAGAAUGAUAAACGUCAUUAUAGAUGUACUUUGUAUAUUUUAUAGCAGGGAAGCAAUAACAAUUGCAGAAACAAUUAUUGUUUCUGCAAUUGUUAAAAUGCUAGCUCAACAAGGAUAAGCAUCUCUAUUUUAUAGCUGUUCAAUGGACCUAAAUCACUCCAUGGGUUUCAAAUACAGUGCCUAAUAAUAUUAAUAAGAUAUUUUUGGUAAACGACCUGUAUUUUUUCAGGUGCACCUAUGGAAAUUGAUGAACCUCCAAAUCUUGGUCCUGGCAGGCCAGGGCCACCCAGGUUUGAGGAACAUCCAAGAAUUGCUCCAAGAGGCCCAGCUCCUUUAGACUCUCGUGUUCCUGGAGUAAGGCAUGAUGGCCCCAGGUUUGAAGACAAUGAGCCUCGUUUGAGAAGGCCUCGUGAGGACUUUAGAAGGCCACCUAUGGACCGUGAUCCACAUCCAGUUUCCAGGCCUAUGCCAUUGGGUCCUGAAAUGCCACCAAUCAGAUCUGACAGAAUGUUAGAAGGCCCUCCAAGAUUACGUGUAGAUGCCCCUCCGAGAUUAGAUGGUGUCCCAAAUCCUCCCUUCAUACAUGGCAGACCUAUGGAAGAUAUGCCUACUCCAAAAACACCACCAAGACACACUAAAGGUAUUUUUAGCUUUCAUGAUGACACUAAUGUGUCACAAUCUAACCUUACUGGAGCUGCCUUUGCCUUAUUAAAUGGGUGUGGAUAUAGUUAAUUGUAGUGAGUAGAGUUUUCAAGUCCGUCCUUUUGUUUUUCUUCAAAUAGCCCUUCAAUAUUUAUGUUGGCUGUAAAAAAUUGGUUCAACUUGAUAAACUUUGUCUGGCUUGGUAAUUGGAAGAGAACAGACUAUAUACCCUUGUUGCUCCUACAGGUACCGUGGUAACUGUUCAUCAGGAGGAUGCCUACAAAAGUUGAAUCUAUAUAAUUCCAUGACUGGUUUGGCUUCAUCAAAUCUUUACCGAAAAUUAGCAUAUUCACCAAAAAUGUUUGCAGAGUAUUUCAGGAGGAGCCAUCCACAAUGGAGAGAUUAAGAUUCAUGUUUACCGCAAACGGCAAACAGCAGACUCAAGUUGAGAAUUUCCCAGAAUAGAUAAUAAGCUGAUAAAAACAGUCCCAAACGAUUCUUAUGGUUAAAACUGGUGUAAAACUACUUAUUUUUGUGUAGAAGCAAUAAAGAGUAAAUAGAAAAUAAGGGGAAAACUUGGUGACGUGGUACAAGUUUAUGUCUGCCGUUUGGCAUAAACGUGAAUCUUAAUCUCUCAUAUGUGAACAAAGUUACUGACAAGGUUCAUAAUUAUUACCAAAGAUAAUAGUGCAAAUAAAUCUACCGGUAAUCCAUGACAUCAGAAUUUAAGUGUAUAUGUUGUAGUUAAUUUUUUAUCCCAGGUAAUUUUUAUUUUUCCUUUGUUUCAAUUUCAUUAGCAUACAUUACCAUACCCAAAAACAAAAGAAAAACAAAAAUUACCUGAGUUAAAAAAUUAACUACAACAUAUACACAAUUCAGAUUUACUGUAAAAGUAGAUGUCAUCAAAAUAGAUUAAGUUAUCCUUUUAUCCUUUCCUGGAAGACCCAAUUACUUUAUUGAUCGAAGCUGUUAAUUAUUACAGAUGAGGCCAUUCCUCCACAUACUCCAAACACCAUGAUGGAAAAGAGAGCAGUUGAUGACCUGUUCCGUAAGCUAAUGGAUGUGGGAAUAAUCAAAGUGACUCCUGAACCUGGCAGUGAGUCCCCAAGACACGCACCCUCACCUGGUCCCCCACAGGCCGAUGUUCCACAACCCCAGCCACCCCCUGUGAAGCCUGUUUCUGUACCUUCAGUUCUUCCUUUACUAAAUGCUAUCAUGUCCAAGAAAGAGCCUUCAGUGGUAAAUGAACCCAUUCCUGUGAUAAAGCUGGUGCCAGAUGAAUUAAAAAGGUAACAUUUAUGUGUCUGGAAACACUGGUAUGCCUGUGGCUUUGAAGAAGGCAUGAGAAUUUGUGCAGUAUCCCCAUGCAGUCCUUUGAAUUUGGUUUUGAAAAUUCUUUCAACGUGUUCUUCCAAAAUGACUAAGAUGAUCACAUGUCUUCUAGUUUUGAAAAAAAUAUCCGGUUUACAGGUUCUUGGUGUAUUGAUCCUUCUUGUUAUUGUCAGCAACAUUAUUGUUAUUUUAUUCACCAGGUAAGUUUUUUUUAAAAGACCACAUGUACUUUUUGGCUCUCUAGAGACAUGAAAUUCUUCUUCUUCUUUUUUUUUUUUAUCAUUAAACCCCUUGUUAAUUAACAGGGCCCUAGUUACACUGAGCACCAAUGGUAAGUCCUGCACUCUAAUGUUAAUGGCUUGGACAAGCACUUUAUAAGCAAGGUUGGGGAUUAGAACUGCUUACAAGUGGCUUUGACACCCAUGCAAAAAACUCACACUACAGGACGUGCUCAAAGAGUGGUCUUAAGCAGGUUUUUUGACUGACAAAAAAGAGUAAUAUGGCUUUCAGCAGCUUUUUUCUUUUCAACAGGCGCCACAAUGGUGUAAUAAACAGCCUUUACGAAGGCACACAAUGUUCUUCGUGUGGACUGCGGUUCCCUGGGGAAGCUGCUAAGAUUUAUGGUGAACACUUGGAUUGGCAUUUCAGAAAGAAUCGUAGAGAGAAAGACAGUAGAAGAGUGGCACACAGGACAUGGUACUUAAUCGUCAAUGAUUGGUUGGAUUAUGAGGAGAUUUCAGAUCCAGAAGAAAGAGGUGCUUACAUUUUGGCAUUUUCUAACACCUGUGAAAUUUGAUCGCUACUUUCAAAGGGUCGCUACUUUUGGGAGUCGUUACUUUGGGAACUUUACAGUAUUUGAGUUCAUGGUUUCAUACUUUUCCAUUGUUUUAACCUCUUGUAAGCUACAUGUACCACUUGACACAUGGUCUGAUCUUUAUGGUCACUUACAGUCUGUGUAAAAAGCUACGAAGUACUGAGUAUCCGAAGAACUUUUAGGACAACAUGAACUUCACAUUAUUGUAAAUUAGAAAUUGUAUGCGAUAAUUCUCUUCCAUAAAGUGUGUGGACCUCUUUUCGGAUGAGGGCCCUGCAGAUUGAUACUUCUAUGUAACCACAAACGUCUUUGCAUUUGGGCUGUUGCUUACAACAGCUGAGGUGUCUGUUUUUGUUUCCACAGCUCGGAGUUCAUUCUUUGAUGUUUCUACAAGGGCUGUAGACUCACCUGACCCACUGAAGGAAGCAAAAGAAGGAAUUGAAGGAGAUGGUAGCUGUCCUGUACUCUCUGGUGACACGCCGGCUGAAGCGGUAAGAGCAAACCAGUCUCUUAUAGUAGCCUUGAUAUCCUUUUUGGUUAUAUUUAUAGUGUUGUUGUUCAUUACCAAUGAGAAGCUCCCCUGUGUAGGCCAUAUCACUAACAUAUUUUUCUGCAUGUGCAGGAGUGUGAUAUCUGCUGUGAAGAGUUUGAACAGUUCUGGGAGGAGACAAAUGAAGAAUGGCACUACAAAUCUGCUGUGCGAAUUGAUGGCAAGGCAAGUGUACAGCAAUAGAGGAAAAGCAGACUUUCACUUUUACUCCCUUUCUGUACUUCCCUUGUGCUUUUGCAUCUCCUUUCAUUGUGACUUCUUGCGGCCCCGCCAAAGGAAGAGCUUGCUCACAGGCUAUGUAGUGUUGGUAAAAAAUGUCUGUCCCAGGCAUCAAGUGUAACACUGACUGGACCAAUGUGUGCAACAAAAUGGCUGGGAAAGGCAUUAUAUCAUGUAGAUCUUCAGCCCUACUCUACCCCCCACUCCCACAUCUGAAUUGUUAUGAAUUUAUUAUUUUAAUGUCCAUACUGUAACCGAGCCCCUCCCUCCCCCCUUCUCCUUCUCAUUUGACAGUUCUUCUGUUGAGGGUCUUGACUGCCUGAUGACUCGAGUUAUUUUAUUAUUUUUGUACUGAAAAUUCCAGUUGCUUUUUCAGACUUACCACUCAUUGUGUUAUCAAGAUGCUAAAGAGGUGAGGUUGAACUUUCCUGUUUUUUCUUUCCUUGUCCUUUCUAGUGUGAUAGUUCUUAGAGAUAAAAUUGUACACAUUUUCAAUUCCGUAGUACUUAAUAGAUUCAUUGCCAUUAUUUGUUAACUGUGGUGUUGGAGCAAUGUAUCUGCAAUAAGGAAAAUACCAUCUUAUGACUAACAUGUUAAUGUUUUGGUUUUCCCUUUCGCUUUGUAUUUUUUUUUCUGGUACGAUUGUGGCUUGCUUUGCUUUGCUUUGCUUUGCUUCCACGUUGUGCCAUAUAGAACCAAGCCCAUGUGGAAGAUGAUAAUGAACAAGAGGUGGAUGGUAUGGAAACGGAUGCCAACCUUUCAUCCCCAGUAAAGGACGAAGAGAAAACACAAGAAAAACAGGAGCAAAAUAUUGCGGGCAAAUCAAAAUUCACAGAAAAUAAAGAGGGGAGCGAAGGUAGCACUCUAGGAGAAAAGACUGUAGAAUCAGAUGUGAAGUCUUCAGAGAAAGAUUUGUGUAAAGUAGAGAAUACUGGGCUGGAUAUAAAGGGUAGUAUUAGUGUGUCUAAUAAUGGUGUUGAUAAUAAAGAAAAUGAAACAAAGGGUGAUGAUAAAUAGUCACUCUUUACAGAGCAGUGCCAUGAUAUUCCAACAGGACCCACUGGUUUAUACUGCCACAGAUCAAAUCUGACAAAUUACCCUGAUAAAAGAAUCCCUUUGUCGAUAAACCUGCUGUGUGUCAUCUGUCCAACACCCCUCCAGCUUACUGACUACUUGCCGUUUAGAGAACUUGCUCUAUGUGCAUCCAUUGUUCUUGAUUAUUUUGUUUGUCAGUUUUCUUUUGUAAUAACACCCACAGUAACAUGGUAACUUUUAAAUGCCACGCCCAACAUGCAGCAAUUUUUCACUCCCUCGUUGAGUUAUGGCAGUGUUAAACCUUUCCAUUCAAUAAAUUGACUGCAUUUCCAAAAAAUACAAAAACAGUUAAGAAAAAAAUAUUUUUGUUUGUCAAGGGAAACUCAAUUUUGAGCCUACAGCGCAGUUCCCAAUAGCUUAUACUAAAUGUUUUUCCUUGAAAGGCCCUUAUGGGCAGUAAAUUGCUGCCUCAAUGUACCACCCUCACAACUGAGGAAAUAAAGAUUUUCUUACAAUGGUUGAAGUCUGAUUUUAUCUUAAGUAUUGUACAUUUAGUCAUUCUGUAUUUGAAAAGUUUGGUGUUCCAGCAUUGCCAUCAGUGUUUUUCUCCAUGGCCUUGUUGUUUACAACCGAUUUGACGAAUGGCCUCUGAAGAUUCACAACCAAACUUAGAUUAAAGUAUGAAACACCUCAACUUGGUUCUCGCACUGGUGGCUGUGCUGGUUAAUGUGGAUUCUGUGAACCAUAAAGGGGAAGCAAUGUUAUUUGUUAAUUCUUUGGGUACUUUUCAAGCAGUGAAUAAAACAAUUGAACC